UACUUGCCAGUGAAAUGGCCUCUUUUGGACGUCCCUGGAUCUGCAGGACUAAAAGACUCCCGUUCUCCAACACCAGGGCAUUUAUCCAAUAAAGUCCCAGUUGUGCAGCAUGCUCACCAUGUCCACCCACUGACGCCCCUCAUAACAUACAGCAAUGAACACUUCUCCCCCGGCACGCCGCCAUCGCACCUCUCCCCAGAGAUCCUCGAUCCAAAGACAGGUAUUCCUCGGACGCCUCACCCAUCGGAACUCUCUCCAUACUACCCCCUGUCUCCGGGUGCUGUUGGUUCCAUCGCACACCCUCUGGGCUGGCUCAUGCAACAGCAGGGCCAGCCCAUGUACUCCAUCUCUCCGGGGGGAUUCCGUCACCCCUAUCCAGCGCUAGCAAUGAAUGCAUCCAUGUCCAGCUUGGUGUCCAGCCGUUUCUCCCCUCACAUGGUGACUCCGCCUCCUCACAGCCUCCACCAGACAGGCAUUCCCCAUCCUGCCAUCGUCUCCCCAGCUAUCAAACAGGAGCCCAGUGGCGACAACAUUAGCCCCUCAAUGCAUGCCAGGAAAUCCCCCGUUCCUCCCAAGAAAGAAGAGGACAAGAGGCCUCAUAUCAAGAAACCCCUGAAUGCUUUCAUGCUGUAUAUGAAGGAGAUGAGAGCCAAAGUAGUGGCAGAGUGCACUCUGAAAGAAAGCGCCGCCAUCAACCAGAUCCUUGGAAGACGGUGGCAUUCCCUCUCAAGAGAGGAACAAGCCAAAUACUAUGAACUGGCCCGAAAAGAGAGGCAGCUCCACUCCCAGCUCUAUCCAGGAUGGUCAGCACGAGAUAACUAUGGAAAGCGGAAAAAGAGGAAGAGAGACAACAAACCAGACUCAAACCAGAAGCUUCUUCACUUUCUUUCAGACUUCUCGAUAAGAAACAAGAAGCAGUGCGUGCAGUACCUGCCCUCGGAGAAGAUGUGCGACAGCCCUGCGUCGUCUCAUGGCAGCAUGCUGGACUCACCAGCCACUCCCUCUGCGGCCUUGGCCUCCCCGGCUGCUCCUGCUGCCACUCACUCUGAGCAGGCGCAGCCACUAUCGCUCACCACCAAACCGGAGGGACGCAUGCACCACCACUUCUCCCUACCUGGGAAGGCUUCUGGAUCCUCCUCCUCUUCUUCCUCCUCCUCCUCAUCCUCCUCCCAACCCUCCAUCUCCAUCCCAAUUGGUACUUCAGGUAGCCAGUCGACCACACCCAUCCUCACCCGGCCAAUCCCCUUCACCUCUCUGCACCACUCAAUGCUCUCUCCCCCUUCCCCUUUCCAUCAGGCAGCCCUUCACUCCCAUCAUGCCCUGUUCCAGUCACAGCCCCUCUCCUUGGUUACCAAACCAACUGAAUGAAUCCGCAAAGGCAAUUUUUCCCCAUUUAUUGUGCUGUAUAUUGCUUUUCUUUUAAAUAGGUAUUAGAACAACUUUUUUUCUAAAUAAUGAAAAGGAAGAAAUAUUAUUGGUCAAUAUUUGACUGUCUCCUUUUCUACAUCUCUGAAUGAAAACAAAAUGUAUUUUUUGUAAAGUUUACUGCAGAACUGGUUUCUUUUUGAUGCAUUUAUCCAAUGAACCUCUUGUAUAAAACAACCAAUGUACAUAGUUUCUUUAAAAAACAAAAAGGAACAAAAACAUGUUUUCUUUUUAGCCAAAACUGAUUAAUGUUAGUAUAAAGUUUAAGUCAUAGUACUUGCCAAUAAUUGCAGCCCCCUUUUCAAUUCACGAGUGUGUGCCCCUUCUUUGACAUGUUAAAUAAACAUUUGAAAUUGUUUCUUAAAA
Micropterus salmoides (largemouth bass) is the source of this 1791-nucleotide messenger RNA. RefSeq names its product transcription factor 7-like 1-A. Gene Ontology annotation, biological process: canonical Wnt signaling pathway; generation of neurons; regulation of transcription by RNA polymerase II. Gene Ontology annotation, cellular component: beta-catenin-TCF complex. Gene Ontology annotation, molecular function: DNA-binding transcription factor activity, RNA polymerase II-specific; RNA polymerase II cis-regulatory region sequence-specific DNA binding. The record is from RefSeq and is a predicted model, not a curated record. NCBI's taxonomy places the organism in Eukaryota, Metazoa, Chordata, Actinopteri, Centrarchiformes, Centrarchidae.